AUGCCAUCCUCUCGACUCAGUCCUGCCAUGGUUCAACAAUUGCACCUGUCAUCUGCAUACGACCUGAUCAGGGGCCAUCUUCUGGACGCUGUUCAAAUACUCGACCAGCGCAAAAGAUCUGGCAAAACUUUGAGUGUAGUUGACUACAGCCUCAUACUUGGAUUUGCGCGUUGGAUCGGCCUGAGAGAUGUCGCAGAAACGUUCUGGAAGUCAAUGCAGACCGAUAAUGUCGUACCGGAUCUCAAGUGCUACAACAACUAUUUGGGCGCUAUUGUGUCGAAUCUCCGUCAUGACCCCGAUGUUAGGCAUAGCCAUCGAGUGACUAACUUCAGAAUCGGAGCGCGCUCUCAGCCAAGUCCUAGCGCAAGACACGCAGGUUACCAUUUCGGCAAUGGAGGCAUCAAAGAAGGCGUGCUGGAACUCCACCGCGAGAUGCUGAAGAACGAAAUCGUGCCAGACGAGGAAACAUUUCGUCUUCUCAUCCUUGGUGUUGGCCGAGAAGGGGACCUUGAUACUGUUAAGAAGCUCCUGAGGCAAGUGUGGAAAGUCGACGUGGAUGCUAUUGUUGGUGGCUUGAAAGAUGGUCAACAGAAGCAUGAGCUUGAAAUUCCGCCGACGUCUCCCCUCUACCCAACUCCCUUCUUGAUUUAUGCCGUCGCUCAUGUUUUCGGCAUCAACAACGAGAUUCCAGCAGCCUUACGACUUGUUGACCAUAUAUCGCAAACCUACAACGUCAAGGUUCUUGACCAUGUCUGGCAUGAGUUGUUCAACUGGACCUUUGUACUUUCUCUGCCUCGCCAAGCAUCGAGAGAAGAACAAGCCAUCUUGCCCAAGGGUAGUGUACACAAGCUGUGGGAGGUCAUGCGAAACGAACCUUACAACGUACGUCCGACACUAGACGUGUACGACAAACUGAUCAAGAGCCUCUUCCGUCAACAGAGGACCCGAGACAUGUGGCACUAUAUGUGUGAAGCAUUGCCAUUGUACGAAGCAAUGCGUAAAGAGACCCGGUAUCUGAACAAGGCAUUGCAUAGGGUUCUCAAACAGUCCGAGCCUGUCGGAACACUGCAGCAGAAGUACGACCGCAGCAGAUUCAACGAAAAGGCUUCCCGUUUGUUCUUCAAGCGCUGGGCUCGUCUCCUGCUAGGAAGCAUGCACUCAUGGCGCAGAGUCGAUGGAAGUCUUCGAUGGAGCACAAGAUUGAUACCCAAGAUUGUUCUUGAAUGGAAAGAGUUCAUGCCUAGCAACGUGUGGUAUGACAUUCCUGCAGGCAGAGUGAGCAUAGCCUUCCGUACGAACCAGGAGAAAGAGGUGUAUCAGGAAAGGAUCAUGAAUGCGAUGGACACGAACGACAGGAUUGCGAGCAAACACAAACAUUUGCCAGCACAAGAUGGCAAUCGCUACGUGUUGACACGUCGCCAACAAAGGGUGACUGCUCAACGUGGACAUAGAUCCAUGGACCAAUAG
Molecule: messenger RNA, 1467 nt
Organism: Aureobasidium vineae
Lineage: Eukaryota; Fungi; Ascomycota; Dothideomycetes; Dothideales; Saccotheciaceae
Source: the annotation of a GenBank genome assembly